AGUCCACGAGUUGUGCGCGGAAAAAGCAGACCCCCAUCUUUGAGGAGAGCAUCCAGGAUGGAGUAAGAAAUGCGGAAGGUUAAAGCGAGGACGAAGAAAGCAAAUGUAAAUGAAAAAUGUAAAGAGCGAGAUGGAGGAGAUACGCCAUCUCAAAACACGUGUAGGAAUUUAUUUGGACCAUCCGAGAUAGAUCUUGAUUCUGAAGGAAACGUGCAGACUAUUCCAGUCAAUUCAGCUUUUGACAUUAGUGGAUUCCAAAAUAUGGUUGAGAGUCAAGAAAGUAUGCAACUUGGUUUGGAUGGAUCACAACCUUUGCCCAAAUGGUAUGGUUCGGACUUCUGCAACAUUGAGCGUACCUCUAACUUCAACUUCUUCUAA
Juglans microcarpa x Juglans regia is the source of this 378-nucleotide messenger RNA. RefSeq lists its product as uncharacterized. The record is from RefSeq and is a predicted model, not a curated record. The transcript has 4 exons. Bases 70 to 378 code for a protein of 102 amino acids. Lineage: Eukaryota; Viridiplantae; Streptophyta; Magnoliopsida; Fagales; Juglandaceae.